Oncorhynchus kisutch (coho salmon) is the source of this 4283-nucleotide messenger RNA. Its product is annotated as spondin-1-like. Gene Ontology annotation, cellular component: extracellular matrix. Gene Ontology annotation, biological process: cell adhesion. Lineage: Eukaryota; Metazoa; Chordata; Actinopteri; Salmoniformes; Salmonidae. Bases 862 to 3267 code for a protein of 801 amino acids. The record is from RefSeq and is a predicted model, not a curated record. The transcript has 15 exons.
AACAAUAGUUUAUUGAUUAUUGUGACCAUUCUCCUUCUCUGUCAGUGACCAUUCUUUUUCAGUGGCAUCAGCUGGACUGUUGGUGAAAGAAGCCAAUAUAAGGUUAAGAAUGAAGUCCCUGGAAGCUCGUUCCACAUUCCAUGUGUUUAACUUCAUUCCCUCUAAAUGAAGGGCUUAUCGGCCCUGUCGCUCUCUUUCAAACACAGACACACACACACACACACACACACAAUACAGACUGUGAAGGGGGGGGUGGCGUUUAGCAUGCAUUAUUAAUUACUAUUUGAGCAUCUGUCUGUGUCUGUGCGGUCGGCUCAGGGGGCUUGGGGGCGGGGGGGGGAUCCGCGGCUGAGCAAACACACAGGCAGAUUCCAGCUAGAAUGUCAAACGCGUCCCUCCGUCACUGCAGCCAUUGGUAGAAAUGUCUGUUUCCAGUCUGUUGGCUAGGUGCAUUUAGGUCGUUGGGCUCAUAGCCUGCGUCCAUGCCUUGGCGACAGCCGCGCUACGCGCUACACUGCUCCGCUAUUUUCCCUGACCCUGUGUAGGCUCUCGCGCUCAGUUAAGCAAACACUAGACCCACUGAUCAUCAGACGCUCUUCAACAAAUCAGUGUGCGAUUCUGCGAGAGCGAGUGCACAUCGUAAACUAUUCUUUCUCUGCACUCUAUAUCUCUCCAGGAUGGAUUUACCUUUAGCGGAGACAGCUACCUCGUAUCCCGAGUGAGGGGAGUCUUAUCAAUUGCCAAGUUUCGUCUAUUCCUGGAGUUUUGAGUGGUGAAGAAAGCGUUUUUUCCUCCCUUGAGCCUCACUAGUUUUUCACCACCUUUGCUCGCAUCAGCUGGAGCGAGAGCUGCCGCUUCACAAUGGCAGGAGCGGGAAUAUUUCCGUGCAUUCUGCUGUUACAGUGUUUUAUCUCCACUGCGCUGUGCAACGCCGGAUUCGCCUUCACGGAAGAGCCAUCGGAGAGAGCUGGGAAGUCAGACGGGUAUUGUGGUCGGAUAUUACGGGCUCAGGGCACUCGGAAGGAAGGCUACAACGAGUUUCGGCUCCGGGUCGAGGGGGACCCAGAAAAUUAUCAGCCUGGGAGCACUUACAGAGUGACUCUGUAUGCAUCCAGUCCCGCUUACUUCAGAGGUUUCACCCUCAUCGCUCUGAGGGAGGGCAGGGAAGGAGACAAAGAAGAUGACUAUGCUGGCAAUUUCCAGAUCAUCGAUGAAGAGGACACCCAGUUCAUGAUCAACUGUCCCCCGGCAGUGACAGAGAGUACCCCUCGGAGACGCACCAGGAUCCAGGUGUUCUGGACAGCACCCCCCAGCGCCUCUGGUUGUGUCACCCUCAAGGCCAGCAUUGUCCAGAAGAGGAUCAUCUACUUCCAGGAUGAAGGCUCUCUCACCAAGAGGAUGUGUGAGAAAGAGUCAUUGUAUGGGGAGACCACAGAGAAGCCUUUGCUGGAUUGCUGUGCCUGUGGAACAGCCAAGUACAGAGUCACCUUCCACGGCAACUGGUCAGAGAAGGUGCACCCCAAAGACUACCCUCGGCGUGCUAACCACUGGUCGGCCAUCAUCGGAGCGUCCCACUCUAAGAACUACGUGCUGUGGGAGUAUGGUGGCUACGCCAGCGAGGGCAUCAAGAAGGUGGCUGAGCUGGGAUCACCUGUCUCCAUGGAGGAAGAGAUCAGGCAGAAGGGUGAUGACGUCCUGACAGUCAUCAAAAUGAAGGCGCAGUGGCCUGCCUGGCAACCCUUGAAUGUUCGUGCUGCCCCGUCAGCUGAGUUCUCAGUGGACCGUACCCGUCACCUGAUGUCCUUCCUCACCAUGCUGGGGCCCAGCCCUGACUGGAACGUGGGGCUGUCUGCAGAGGACCUCUGCACCAAGGAGUGUGGUUGGGCCCAGAGGGUUGUCCAGGAUAUGAUCCCCUGGGAUGCAGGCACCGACAACGGGGUCACCUAUGAGUCUCCCAACAAGCCCACAGUCCCUCAGGAGAAGAUACGCCCCCUGACUAGCCUGGACCACCCCCAGAGCCCCUUCUACGACCCUGAGGGGGGCGCCAUCACCCCCGUGGCCAGGGUAGUAGUGGAGCGCAUCGCCCGAAAGGGAGAGCAGUGCAACGUCGUGCCUGAUAACGUGGAUGACAUUGUGGCUGAUAUCGCCCAGGAGGAGAAAGAGGAAGGUCUGUGUCUCUCUUUACCUCUCUCUCCCCUCUGUGUCCCUGUAUCUCCCCAACUCUGCCAACAAAGGUUAAAUCCUGAAUGCAACUCAAAUGCCAUAACUGACUGUGACUUUCUGCACUUUGGCCCCGACCUCUCAGAAGGGUCCACCUGCACGAUGUCAGAGUGGAUCACCUGGUCUCCGUGCAGCAUGUCAUGUGGGAUGGGCCUGCGGUCCAGGGAACGCUACGUCAAGCAGUUCCCUGACGAUGGCUCUGUGUGUACAUUGCCUACUGAGGAGAACGAGAAGUGUAUUGUGAACGAGGAAUGCACACCCAACAGUUGUCUGGUGACAGAGUGGGGUGAGUGGGACUCCUGCAGUGCCACCUGUGGGCUGGGUAUGAAGAGAAGGGAACGCAUGGUGAAGAUGCCUCCCCCGGACGGCUCCAUCUGUGGGGCUGAGGUGCUGGAGGUGGAGAAGUGCAUGAUGCCAGAGUGUCACACCAUCCCCUGUAUGCUGUCUCCGUGGUCUGACUGGAGUGACUGCAGUGUGACGUGUGGGAAAGGCAUGCGGACGAGGCAGCGCGUGCUCAAGUCUCCUGUGGAGCUGGGAGAGUGUACAGAGGACCUGGAGCAGGUGGAGAAGUGUAUGCUGCCAGAGUGUCCAACAGACUGUAUGGUGUCAGAGUGGACGGAGUGGUCUGAGUGCAACAAAUCCUGUGGUAAAGGUCACAUGAUCAGGACACGCAUGGUGAAGCUGGAGCCUCAGUUCGGAGGGGACUUGUGUCCCGAGACUGUACAGAGGAAGAAGUGUAAGAUCAGGAAGUGUAACCGCGGCGGUGGCCAGGGACAGGUCAACAGCGACGAGAAGAAACGUCGCAAGGAGGCGAGGGAGAAGAGGAGGAGCAAACAGGGGGGGCGACAGGGGGAGGAGACCACGUCGACCGCUGAACACCCAGGCUGUAAGAUGAGGCCAUGGUCCAACUGGACGGACUGUACCAAGCUGUGUGGCGGGGGGAUUCAGGAGCGGCUCAUGACAGCCAAGAGGAGGCUUAAGAGCGCCCAGCUCCCCAGCUGCAAGGACAGGAAGGAGAUCCGAGCGUGUAACGUGCACCCCUGCUAGAUGGACCAAGUUGGGAUGGGUACGGAGUGGGUGGAGGUUGCCCAUAAACACUGGUGUGAGCUCAGUUGUUUUCCCCUCUGACAGUUCAGAUUAGGUUUGGGGAUUGUAAGCUGAUCCUAGAUCUGUGCCUAUGGGCAACUUGGUUAUGUGACGGAGCGUGAGGUGGCAUAGUGUCACUCACUCUGUUUAGGACUGGCACGGACCUUAAUCUCUCUUGGUUUAAUCCAGGGCUGAGUCUGAAGAUUCUAGAUUGGGGAAGGUACACUGGUUCUGUAUACACCUCUAGUCAGAGUUUGGAAAGAGUUUAGCAAAUUCUGAAAUGACCCAUCCGUCAAGGUCAAAGGUCAUGUGUUAUUUUACAAGAAGGAAGGAAGGAAUUCCCUUGGUCUCUUCUCGGGCCUAAAACAAACAGCCAUUUCGAGAGAGGAUCUAGGCUUCCCAAAAUAAUGCCUAGCCUCUGAUGAACCUGACUGAUUUUCCUCUGUUCGUAAAUUAACUAGCUCUGUUACAUAUAGGAUUAUUCUGCAAGAUUACUGUAAACUUGUUGUGGUAUAAUAUUCUUGAAUAAUGAUAAUGUUGAAAACACCAAUUGAUUUAAUAAGCGAUAGUACUGUUAGGCUAUAUCCUGUAGUAUCCUCUUUGGUAGUGUAUAUUAUCCCAGAACUUAAAGCACAGUUACCCAGCCAUUCCAGCAUUUUAUAAUCCUUCAGAAAAAAAAUAUGUUUCUAGGAUCAAGAAAUCUCCUGUAUGACUUUUUACUCAGCUGUACUACUGUUCAUGUAGACACACCGCAACUGAAAUCUCUAUGAUUUUGUGCAUUGUUAUUAUAAGAUCAUUUUUUUAAAAAAUUUUUUGCUGUGGAUUUUUUGAUAGGAAUAUCACCCAAGAGUCUUACCAAAGUCUUGUGUAGAUGUUUUUUACGUGUCUUUCACUUCUCUUUUUUCUCUGCUCCUCUAACAUAUUCAUAUUUUGGAAUAUAUCACCUUUACAAUAAAAGUAAAUGUUAGAAAUUGUCA